Messenger RNA from Talaromyces proteolyticus, 1358 nucleotides. RefSeq lists its product as uncharacterized. The record is from RefSeq and is a predicted model, not a curated record. NCBI's taxonomy places the organism in Eukaryota, Fungi, Ascomycota, Eurotiomycetes, Eurotiales, Trichocomaceae. Bases 403 to 1233 code for a protein of 276 amino acids. The transcript has 4 exons.
AGCAACUAUUUCUCGGCACGCGCGCGAUUAUCAGGGAUGAACGCCGUCUGCGCCGAGAUGACGCCUCAUUCGCAAUUGGCAGGGUUUAAUUCACGCUGGACGUGUCCAACAUAACCGUCCUUUGUUGUUCCACGAGUGAUUAACCAAACAGGCUGCAAAUCGGGGCGAACGCCGCUGAUCGUUACCAAAACGGCUAGACGUCGGUACGAAGACCUGUGAUGGGGAAUUUUCGAUGUACCCCUCAUCUGCAGCACCGUCGAAUUUGGGGCAAUUAAAUCCACGGUGUUCUUAUCCUGAAUCCACUUCUUGCUGUAGUCACGAAGCGUUUUAAUGAUAGUAAUGUGUUUAUGGUGUGUAUAUAUACUCAGGAAUGGACCCUACAUCAAAAUGUGAAGUAAAAAUAUGUAUACCCUCACCACAGAGCAGGUUGCUUCCUAUCAUCGGGACGGAUACCUUCUUCUCCGCGUUGGUGAGCAUCAAUUGGUCGAUCCGAUUGAGUUAUCUCGAUGGACGGAACAAGUCAAGUCAUGGCCACGCGAAAAGGGGAAGUGGAUGCCGUACGACGAGAUCAACGUGAAUGGCGAGCGUCAACUCAUGCGCACGGAGAAUUUCGUUGAUUACCACGCCGAUUUCAAAAACCUGGUGUGCGGGGAGGCGUUGGCGGGGAUACUGAAGGCGCUCAAUGGUGAUGAUAUGCUCCUCUUUAAAGAUAAAAUCAACUACAAACAAGCCCGCGGUAACGGCUUCCAAGCCCACCUCGAUGCCCCGGCAUACGACCACAUCGGUAAAAUCGAGCACGUCACAACAAACUUCGCCAUCGACGCAGCGACCCACGAAAACGGAUGUCUGGAAGUUGUCUCUGGUAGCCACAAAAUGAACGUGCCCUGCAUAGAUGGCGGCCGGAUUGAUCCCGCCUGGGAAGCCGAGCAGGACUGGGUGUCGGUGCCGCUGGAGGCAGGCGAUGUUUUGAUUUUCGGGUCGCAUUUGGCUCAUAGGUCUGCGGAUAAUAACACGGAUAAACAGCGUGCGAGUCUUUAUGCAACAUUCCAUUCGAAGAGUGAUGGGUUGGAGUUGCGACAGAAGUAUUAUGCGCAUCGUCGUGCGAAUUUUCCGCCAGAUCACGAGCGCGAGGAAGGAAAGGAUUACGCCCAGGGAUUCAAAACUUAUGGAUUUGCAGCACCAUUUUCGAAAAUUGGAGAUAAGGCUGUUGCUGUUGUCGCCGGGCAAUCUUGAUUAGUGAUGCAGCUUUCUCUACUAGAUCUACCAAUUUGAUAUGUCACAAUUGGACAUCGAAUAUACGUCAAAGUUGAUGUAACCUUGAUAUCUAAGACCGGUUAUGAUUGUUAAUGAGACGAUUG